This is a messenger RNA of Arabis nemorensis, 639 nucleotides long. The record is from the annotation of a GenBank genome assembly. Lineage: Eukaryota; Viridiplantae; Streptophyta; Magnoliopsida; Brassicales; Brassicaceae.
AUGAAAUGUCAUGAGUCAUUGCUUUAUAUUGCUGCUGGUUCCUCUGUUGUAUCAAUCGAUUUGAGGACAAUGCAAAAGGCCAACACUAUUGCGGUCUCACUGCCAAAAAUCAACUCAUUUGCGAUGGUGCCAUCAUCAUCCUUGUUCUGUACUGGUGGAGACGGCAAAGCAAUGCUUUGGGAUACGAGAAGAAGCUCCUCCAAAGCAGUAGCCGAGAUGGUUGGACACAAAGGUCGUAUCAGACAACUACAUAUGGACCAGUACAAGAUCGUUACAGGAGGUCCUGAAGAUGUGAACGUGAAUGUAUGGGAGACCGAUACUGGCGUGAAAGCUAAUUCCUUGGAGUGUUGCGACCAAGCUCGUCUCUUUAACAUAAAUUUUUCAGCCAUGGCUGUACAAGGUCUGAAAUUGGUUACAUGUGGAGAUUCAGAGAACAUUUUUUUCAGAGAUUUCUAUACGGCGACAUUGCCUAUUUCGACAAGAGUAGUUCAAAGUUUUGGACAAGUCAGGAUGAUAGCGACAGUGAUGAUUCAGAUUCUGGAGAAGUGGAUUGAGAUGGAGACAGUACCUCUCAUAGCUUUCAUUGGAGGGAAAACCAGGUUUGAUCUGAUAAAAGACGAAUCCUUGUGUUAUGUUUAA